AUGGAUCGCAUUCCAUUCUCGGUGUUCCUCAUUUUGAUGUUUCUUCUGGUUAAUGUGUUUCCAAUGUCAAAUUCUGUAGAAGAAAAUGUGAAGCAGGCGUUAGUGCAGUUCAUGGAUAAACUUUCAGAAGGAAAUGAUAACAACUUGGGUUGGAACGUCACCUCAGACCCCUGCACCGAUGGUUGGGUAGGUGUCACCUGUGACUCUAAGCUGCAAACCGUAAAGAAAAUAGUUGUUGAUGAAUUCAAUUUAACAGGAACAAUUGAUGCAUCUUCUUUAUGUGAGGUUAAUUCUCUUGUUAUUUUGAGCUUGAGAAGGAACUACAUUGUCGGCUUCAUUCCUGACGAGAUUGGAAAUUGCAAAAUCCUAACUCACUUGUAUAUAAGUGACAAUCGAAUCUCCGGUCGGAUUCCUGAUGGACUUUUACAGUUGAGAAACUUGAAAAGGCUGGACAUAUCCAACAAUUAUUUAUCUGAUAACAUUCCUACUCUAAGUGGAAUUUCAGGCCUGCUUUCCUUCCUCGCCCAAGGCAAUCAGCUUAGAGGGAUAAUACCAGAUUUUAGUUUCUCAAACCUACUACAGGAAUUCAAUGUCUCAAACAACGAGUUAAGUGGUCGAAUUCCUGAUAUUCUAAGCAAUUUCAGUGCAGCCAGCUUUUCUGGUAAUGCUGGAUUAUGUGGAAAACCACUAUCUAAUGCAUGCCCACCCUCACCACCACCAGCAUCCUCACCUUUUAGUUAUUUUUGA
Jatropha curcas is the source of this 747-nucleotide messenger RNA. Its product is annotated as pollen receptor-like kinase 2. Gene Ontology annotation, molecular function: protein binding. The record is from RefSeq and is a predicted model, not a curated record. NCBI's taxonomy places the organism in Eukaryota, Viridiplantae, Streptophyta, Magnoliopsida, Malpighiales, Euphorbiaceae.